Molecule: messenger RNA, 240 nt
Organism: Plasmopara halstedii
Lineage: Eukaryota; Oomycota; Peronosporomycetes; Peronosporales; Peronosporaceae
Exons: 3
Coding region: 1-240 (79 amino acids)
Source: RefSeq, a predicted model, not a curated record
AUGUUUGAUGUAAUGAGUUUGACUCAAGCGGGAGCAUCACGUGGUAUUAUUAACACCGAUGAAGAUGAUCGAACCUCACAAAAGAAGACAAUGACACGCAUUUCGGCGAAAUGGAUGGUAACGGUGCGUGAACACGCGGAGGCGCUCAUCAGCAUCAUCAGCUAUCAAAAUACGCCAGCGAUACAACUACAGCACGUUCAAACCAGGCGAAAGUGGAGCCGGACAUGGCGCUCAAUGUGA